CAUUAGCAGUUAAAAGCCCAACUUUAUUGACACAACAGUCAUAUACAAAAUACAAGCACGGCUUGUCCUUCAGUGUAGCAAACGAGUUAGUGGCUCUCCGGUUCACGGUGUGGAGUGUUUGCAAAAAGUAACACGUAAAAGGAAGUUACACUACUGUGGAUCAUGGCGGCAAGGAUUUUGCCCGUAGUGAAACUAGCCACCAAGGUGACCAUUGCAGGAGGAGCUCUUUACGUUGCCUAUGACUCCGGGCUGCUGGGAAGCAGUGAACAGGGCUCAGAGGCCUUGGCGAAGGCCAAAGCGGUAGUUCCACCUGCCAUAGAGGAAUGGAUGAAGUACUUUGGUCUGGAGGCUCAGCUUCCUACCAUGCCCAAGGUUGAAUUUGCCCCAGUGAAAGCGUGGAACUCUGGAGUGCGAUGGACAAUUUCAGGCCUUUCAGAAGCUCCAACAAACGCAACUGAAUAUACAAAUCAGGGACUGCAGUAUGUAAAGGACCUUGUCAAAUGAACAGGAACACCCUUGGUGAACCAACAUUAUCUAUUUGUUUGACUUUUGCACUUGAGAAAUGACAAUACUCCUUGACACGUCGUAGCUCCCCCUGAAAGGAAGAGUCACCAUGAUAGAAAACUGAGAUUCGGCUGCAAGAAGGGUGCUCUGCUGCAUGGGUACUGUGGUUCAUUUGAGAACGACAUUAGGUGGAAGUUGUACAUAAUGAAGAGAACAUGAGAUAUUGAAGAUUUCAUUUGGUGUGUACUGACAAAUUGUUACCACUGGCCAAAAGAAAAUAUUAAGACAUCUUGAUCAAACCCCAAUGUUAUGAUGUGUUGUAUAUGUUCAGUUUCACCAUCUGUGACUAAUAAUAAUUUUAAAACAUG
Molecule: messenger RNA, 872 nt
Organism: Melanotaenia boesemani (Boeseman's rainbowfish)
Lineage: Eukaryota; Metazoa; Chordata; Actinopteri; Atheriniformes; Melanotaeniidae
Gene: micos13
Product: mitochondrial contact site and cristae organizing system subunit 13
Exons: 4
Coding region: 163-504 (113 amino acids)
Biological process (GO): cristae formation
Cellular component (GO): MICOS complex; mitochondrial crista junction
Source: RefSeq, a predicted model, not a curated record